AUGAAUUUGUUAUUAGAGGUGAGUGAUUUGCUUCUGUCUACUGUCAGAUAUUUGCAUACCGCAUGCUUAUGAAUAUUAAUAAAUAAUAUUGAUAUUUAUACGGAGUUUGUAUGCAAUGAAGUACUGAUUUAUCUAGCUAAACAUUGCAAAUAUUUUCAUCCUAGGUGAAGGGCAUUUGACACAAGAGACUGUCCCCAUGGCGGGGAAAUUGACACGAGAAUUGGGCAAAAUGUCAAAUCCUCCAGGUAUGCCUGCCCCCCCCUCCCCUGGGGCUAAACAUUGACAAGUGCAUUACUAUAAAUAGUUCACACUAAAACUGGCAACUGCCCCCGGCUGAUUAUGGUGUACUAACUAGCUGUUAUUAAAAGUGAUCAUGCCUUAUGGUAAUUUACAUAUAUUAAUAGGACAAAAUGUUAUUACUAUCUGGCUUUCUUUCAAAAUGCUUAGAAGAUUGAUAAAAUUGGACGAACUUUAAAAGUGAACCACAUAUAACUUGAUCUGUGUGCGUCUAUCCGGCUGAAGGGGCCAAAACCCUGCGGGGGCAAAAAUUGUGAAGUGCACUGGCUGGGAAUUUCAGAUGCUCAUGUAUAAAAAACAAAGCAGUGAAUGAUAUAAAUUCCUCAAAAUAUAACUCACAUAAAAAAAACAUGAUUGAAUACUUCUAUAAUAUGUAUAGUUUUAUUCCUCUGCAUUAUCAAAAUUUAAUAAAAUAGUGAAUUAAUAUAAUUUUAUAUAGUUAGUAGACUGAAUAUAUCAGUGUGACAUAAUUUGCCAUGUGUUUCCUCUCUGUAUAUCUUUUCUCUGUGUUUAUACUCUACAGGUGGCAGUGCUUGUAUCUCAUUAAUGCUUCCACUAUGAUAAAACAAAAAUUUGAAAAAAGUUUGCAGGAAAAUUUUAUAGACUAACAGUCUCAUACUGUCAUUUCUGUAAAAGAUCCUAAUUUAAAUGGCUAUUAAUUAAAAUUAUCAGUUGUAUUACAUCUCAUUUAUCUUGUGAUUGUCCAUAUUUUCACUUUUUGGUUUUUUACUUAAGUAAUAUUUUCUUUCUUCGAUGUUACUUCCAUCACAUUUCACAGAAAAAAUUCGAUCACUUUGACAUGGAAUUACAUAAUGUAUCGUCUCUUUACAAAAACAACAUGGCUACGUAUAGACGAUUUUUUAAACAAUUUUAUUUUUCUUACUCAAAUUUAACCCUUCUCUCAACUUCAAAUUACAGAACUCACAAACAAAAUGCAAGAAUAUCGUUCUCAACGCAUGCUGACCCAGUUGUGAGUAAAUUGCAUGGAUAUAUUUAAAUAUUUUAGGUGCAAAAUAUGAACAUUUGUCAUACCCGGUAUGCGUCAAAUUUUAGGAUAAGACAUUCAGCGUUGAGUUGCGUGUAGAGUCCUAUACAGCGAUGUUCAUAGCAGUGUAGCAGCUAAACAAGACACUAACUCUUAACCCUAACCCUUAACCAAUCCAAUUCCAAUCUGUUUACAGGGGCUUAGCAGUGACGGUCAUUCACAGCCACAGGUGAAAACCAGAGAGGAAAGAAUGUUCCAAGGUUUACCAAAAAGAAAACUCAUCGAAGGAGUGAAAGAUAUUGUGGUUGUUGCUUCUGGCAAGGGUGGGGUUGGCAAGUCAACUUGUGCUGGUUAGUAUGGGCAGAGGAAAUAUCCCACUUGAACCACCAUCAUUAUCACCAUCAUCACUGUUGCCACCACUGUCUUACAGGUAUAUUUUAUUAUAUUUUAUAUUAAAGCACCACUGUCUUAUAUUUUAGUCAAUCUGGCUUUAGGACUAGCAGCUAUAAAUAAGGUACAGUAAGUAAUUAUGUUAUAUAUUAAUUAAUUACCUUUUUUACCAUAUAUACAUCCAUCGACAUGUUAAUUACAGUAUAGUACUGUAUGUCUGACUUCCAGAGCAAAAGUGUUGGUCUACUGGAUGCUGAUAUUUAUGGACCAUCAAAUCCAAAAAUGAUGAACCUCUCGGGAAAACCAGAGCUUAAUCAAGGUUGCAUAUAAAAAAUUGUUUUGUAGAAUGUACUGUAUUAAUACUCUUUCUAUUGUUUGCUAAAUGUUGUUUUUUGUUUUUAGACAACAAGAUGGAACCUUUGAAAGAUUAUGGAAUUUCAUGGUGAGACACAUACUGUAUGUUAGCUCUAUUAAUCAUGCUGUAUUCUGUAAGUUUUUUUGUAAGCCAAUCAUGUUCAUUUCUCAUGACCAAUGUCAAAGCAUUGAUUAAUUUUGUUCGCUUUUCAUGUUUAGCAUGUCAAUGGGAUUUUUAGUUGAUGAAAAAUCACCAAUAGUUUGGCGAGGAUUAAUGGUGAUGUCUGCCCCGGAGAAAUUACCGAGACAGGUGAACUGGGGGACAUUGGAUGUCCCUAUUGUGGAUAUGCCUCCUGGAACAGGGGAUACACAGCUCUCUAUAUCCCAAACUGUUCCUCUGUCAGGUACAUGUGAUGGCAAUGUCCUCACUAAAUGGGUUGACUCUAAUUCAUCUGUGGGAUGUUUCACAUUUCUUUUUACUUCAGGUGCUAUCAUUGUUACAACACCUCAAGACAUUGCUCUUCUGGAUGCACAAAAGGGUGCCGAGAUGUUCCAAAAGGUCCAUGUCCCUGUACGUAACACCAUGCAAGUGAUCAAAUGUGAAACUGAACCUCUAGGAGUUUAGAAGUGAUAGAGCUAUCCAGUAUAUAAAUAGUAUAAAUAAAGUUAGUUUGGUUUGCAUCUUUUACUUAUAGUUUUCUUUGAGUUUUGACCUCUAGGGAGAACAGUUUAGAACUGGUAGGAAAAUCUGCUACUAAUAAAGUUAGUCUGGCAAUAUUGCUUUUCUUGUCCAGGUCCUGGGUGUUAUUGAGAACAUGAGUCACUAUGUCUGUCCUAAAUGCAACCAUAAAGAAUUCAUAUUUGGUGAAAAUGGCGAAAUAACUAUAGCUGAAAAUAUGAACUUAGAAAUACUAGGUAUAAUAAUAAUAAUAAUAUAAUAAUAAUAAAAUGCUAAACUAAUACUCUCUUUAACUAAUACUCUCUUUACAACAACAAUGCUUUCUAUAUCAUUGUAUUAUCUCAUUAAAUUCAUAUACAGGGUGUAUCAAAAAAUUGUACACCCUUUCAAAUUCAAAUUAGCCACAACCUUUCAAAUAUUCGUUGACGUUGUUAAACAUUUUUCUUUGAGUUGUGUAUUUGUUCAUACAAAUAGAAGUUAUCCUAAAUUCCUAUGUGCAGAAGACCUUGUGUUUUCACGCAUUCAUUAAUUCGAAUUGUACGUCGGCUGAAUAUAUGUUGAGUUGUGCAAAUCACUCCUAAAAAGUGUUUGUGACUUUUAAAUUUUUUUGUGAUUUUUUUAUUUUUCAAUGAUUUUUUUUAAAUUUCUUUAAAACAUUUUUUCUCCAUUCUCUUUUAAAAUCACUCCUAAAAAGUGUACGGUAUGGCAUGGAGAUAGAAAAAUCAUGUGAGAUUUUUUUUGUGAUUUUUAACAUUUUUUUGUUAAUUUUUUAUUUUGAUUUUUUGUGCUCUUUUAAUUGAGGGUGUACAAAUACUUAACAGUUAGAUUGACUAACCGUAUUAAAAAUUAGUUCGUUUCAGUUGGCUAUUUACAUGAACUACAAUUAAUAAAAUCAUUUUUAAAUCUAUUGGUCUUAAAAUUAGGACUAAACAUUCUUCUUCCUCGCAGACAUAUUUCUGACGAGUUCACUGGAGGCAAUAAGUCAUGCAGAUAUAUAUACAGACAUAUAUAAACUACUAAAUUUAAUUUCAUAUUAACUUAUAUAUCGUGCGUAUAUAGGUUAUAAGACACUAAUGAUGAUUAUAAAGACAUAACGUAUCUCAUAUAAGGGAGAGAUAAGGAGCGCAAAAAGGCCCCCGUUAAUUGGUCUUGGUGGCCGGAGUAUUAUUAUACUGGUAGCAUAAAAUGAUUAAAUCGUUUAUUGUUGUGUGCGAAGUUCUCAGACUUUACUGAAUCAUUUUAAACAGGGCUGAAACAAUUUCUAUAACCAUGUACAGAUACAAAGAAAACACAAGACUUAAACUGUCACAUAUGUACAGAUAUAAAGAAUUUAAAGUGCGACUAACCCCAAAUAUAAUAUAAUUUUUGGAAUGUGUAAUACUUGGGUCAUUCUGAGGAGAAAAAUUGUAUGUAUCUUUAUAGUAAAAAACCUCAUCUUGAUCAACUUUUUCACUGUCCAAGUUCCAGAUAUAUAGAUGUCAGAUAUAUAGAUGAUGAUAUAUAGAUAUAUAGAAACUUUGACAGUGAAAAAGUUGAUCAAGAUAGGAUUUUUUAUCAUAAAGAUAUAUUACAUUUCUUCUUCGAAUGACCCAAAUAUUACACAUACCAAAAAUCAUAUUAGGGUUAUAUAGUCGCACUUUAAGAAAAUACAAAACUUUAUUUUGUUUGCUUACCCUGGUUUCAACUUGAUUCUAUGGAAAUAAUAAUCUUUUUGGACGACGGGCAAAUCACUCCUAAAAAGUGUACGAGAUCAUGUGAUUUUUUUGUGAAGUCAUGUGACUUUUUGGUGAUUUAUCACACUGUAAGCAAAGUUAGUAAAGUCACAGUUGAGAAUCCAACCCGCAACCAUGAAAGUGUUACUUACAGUAAUAAGUACAGUAUUUUUGUAGAUGGAAAUUCAGAGUGUGGAAAUUUUUAUUCAUUUAUUAGACCUGACCAGGAACAGUUGCGAAAAAUGCACCUAUUGGACCACUGGCAGGAAUCAAACUGGUCGCCCUGCGAUUUCGGUGCAGCGCUCUAACCAACUGAGCUACAGAGGCCAGUUGUCGAGCUCUUACCGUAAGUUCAUGUACUAUUUAGAAUAUGAGCAGCUGAUCUUUAUGUACUAUUUACAAUGGCGAGCGUGAGCCAUUGUUAAAUGCCCAUAAGAUCAGUUGCGAAUAUUUUAACGUACUUGUAAAAUGAAUUUAUUUGUUUACUUUAUUAGUAUUCUCUGCCCAUGGGGACAAUCUCACGCUUCAUUAGCAUGCUAUUAAAACUUAAAUUAGUAUUCUUAACUUUCAUAAACAUCCAUGCUUCUCAAUUAGUAUUGUUAACUUUCAUAAACCAUCCCUCUAACACGACUUUCUGAUCUUUAAUGCGGUUUACAAGUUGCACAUGUGACCUAAAUACCGCAUCGUGAUUUGUUUGUGGCCUUAUUAAUUAUUCAUGAUUUUACAAGUGUACAAGUUUUACUAGGGUACUGCGAAUGUAAGGUGCAUGUAUAAGGUAUCUUAGGCCUGUUUUAUACGUCGAAUUUUGGUCGCGUCGAAUGCAAUUAAGACAAUAGAUAAUGAGAUGAUAAACCUCAUUAACCUUCAUCUAUUAUUGUUCGCGACGUAUAAAACAGGCCUUAUUCGAUGGACCUAUAUUACAUAGCGCUUUAAUUAACGUGAGUCUUUUUACUGCAGUCCAUGGCAGGUGGUCGGAUUGGGGAAACUGGACUGUGUGUUCUGUGACAUGCGGCAAAGGUCGUCAACUACGAUUCCGCAGUUGCACUAAUCCCAAGCCUCCGUUUGGUGGACGAGACUGCAAGGGCGCUAGAGAGGGCAAACAGGACUGUAUGGAUACUCCACAUUUUCCAAGUAUGUAAAUAUGAUCAUAGAUUAGAAUUGGCUGUCACGCAACCUUGGUUAGCUGUUCUUAAUAUUGCUUUCCCAACACUAUCAUGUAUGAUGUAUUCUAUCUAAAUUAAAACAUAGUUGGAAAACUCAAACUUUUAUUUUAUUAGGCUACAUUUACACUAUACACCGGAUAGGUUUUUGCUUUGUUUAUGAAACGUUACGGCCCCAAGUGUAAACAGGCUUCCGCCCUAGCAAAACUAGUAAAGUUUAGUAAACAAUAAGCUGACCUAGACAACAAUUUUAUUGCUGUCAUGCAGAGAUCGAUACUCUACUUAACCCGAUUAUUUUUAACAGCGAAUAACAGGUAACAAUCUCUAAGAUCAUAUAGCUAAAUUAUAUAGCUUACGUUUUCUACAGAAGAUAUGCAUGCAGUACAGACAAUUGUGCAAGACACAAAUGCCACAAAAGACCAACAAAUAUCUAGUUGAUUACUGCGAGAGCGUGAUGUGCCGGCUAAGCGAUCUAACCUUUGCAUGGUCAGCUUCUUUCAGCUUUUUCUCGCCUAUUACUUCAACAUUUUAAUUGUUCCACCCAGCCAGGAUCCCGGUUGUUGCUUCCUGAGUUGCUUGCUGAAUUGCAUGGGAUGGAAAUCCUAUCUGUAUAAUUAGCCUUUCUCACGCCACCAUUUUUGGGUGACAUUUCAGCCGAAGUUUGCAAGAGAAGUCCACAUAACAGUGACUUUUUAUAUAUUUUUUUGACGAAUGAUGGUAAAUUUGCUUUGGAAAUGGUUAGUUUAUUCUGAAAAAUUGCUUUUCACAUUGUUUUAAUUGUCUGCAUUGGUUAAGGAGAAUUAGACGCCACCCAAAAAUGGCGCCGGAUAUUCGUCAUCGUGAGAAAGGCUAAUUGCAUUAUGCCGAGAUGGAUUGGGGGUUUUAUAAGGUACUUAUUUAACAUACAACAUUUUUUAGCAAUGACUGGGGUUAAAUUGGCAAUAGCGUUCGGUUUCCUGCUCAUGGUCGUCAUUGUAUGCUCCAAGCAUACUCCUUCAGAGCAACAUUCAACCUAUCCGGCGACGGAUGAAGCUCAGUUUACCAGUCACGAAUACCACGACGAAGACCUGAAUGUAGGAGAGAGGCUGAUCCGUGCUGUAACGGCGGCUGACUUACCGCUACAUUACCCAGGUGGCACCACAAAUGACAACAAGAAGGUGAUGUUUCACUUGAAUCCCAAAGCAAAAAUCGCCGACCGUAAUCUGCUCCCAAAAAACCCAAGAAGAAACGAGCUGGAUGACUUCACCAUGAGUAUUAGUGCACAGCAGAUUUUUGUACAGAAUGCGGGGAAAUUGAGCGACUCACCUAACAAAUUGUUCCGCCUUGACAUGCAAGGGAUGGUGGAAAAUGAGCAUGGUCAACAUCACAAUCUGCAGGUUCAAAUGAAUAGGGUGAAACGUAGCAAGAAAGUUGUGAGUACUACAUAUGCCAAUGUAUUAGUUCCACAGAAUGCCGAUGGGUUCCUGACCGAUCAAGUUGUUCGUGAGGCCUUUAGCGAUAGUUCCAAAAGGAGGGCUGCGGUGACGCUUGAGGUAGUCCAGGAAUAG
Paramuricea clavata is the source of this 7124-nucleotide messenger RNA. The record is from the annotation of a GenBank genome assembly. NCBI's taxonomy places the organism in Eukaryota, Metazoa, Cnidaria, Anthozoa, Malacalcyonacea, Plexauridae.